AUGAUUGCUAUUAUUGUGACGUUGGUGGUGAUCUGUUUGGUGGCUCUGAUUACUCCCUUGGCCGUGCUGCUCCCUCACCACCACCCCAAACGUGCCACCGUUCUGUUUCCCCUGUACAUCUACCCGGACAACAGCAGCACCUGGGCGCCUCUCUUCAAGCAACUCGAUGACUACCCGACGCUCAACUUCACCGUGGUGGUCAACCCCGACAGCGGGCCUGGCGACGCCGCGCUGCCCAGUCAGACAUACAUCACCCAGAUCGAGCGGCUGAACAGCUAUGACAACGUGCAGACGGUGGGCUACGUGCGGACAAGGUACGCCACACGAAAUAUCACCGUGGUGGAGGAGGAGGUGGGGGUGUACGCCCGGUGGGCCGACAAUUCCUCUAGUCUGGCCAUGGACGGGAUUUUCUUCGACGAGGUCCCCAGCACGUACUCCGCUGCGGCUGAGACGUAUCUGAAUACCAUCGAUGCCAAGGUCAGAGCGGCAGAUGGUCUGAAUGGGAAUAUGGUCAUCCAUAACCCUGGCACCAUCCCUUCCAGCGAGUUCAGUACCACGGCCAAUGUGACGGUUGUCGCCGAGAUCUCGUAUAGCAAGUAUCUCGACACCAAGAGCGAGCUGGCGGCAAUGCCCUCCGACCGCUCCAAGUACGCCUACCUGCUCCACUCGAUGCCUAGCAUGACGGUCCAGAAGCUUCACUCGUUCCUCGACACUCUCGACCGCCGGGCGGAGUAUCUGUUUGUGACAACCCUGUCGAGUAAUUACUACGAGUCGUUUGGGCCUGAUCUGGCGCUCUUCUGCGACGCCAUGCCCACUGGCUCCUAG
Penicilliopsis zonata CBS 506.65 is the source of this 825-nucleotide messenger RNA. RefSeq lists its product as hypothetical. The transcript has 3 exons. The record is from RefSeq and is a predicted model, not a curated record. The coding region runs from base 1 to 825 and encodes 274 amino acids. Lineage: Eukaryota; Fungi; Ascomycota; Eurotiomycetes; Eurotiales; Aspergillaceae.